AAACGUACCAAGUCUGUUUUAGCAUUAAAUCCGACAAGUGCUAGAGAGUGGCUGUUAGUAUCUAGUGUAGUCUGGCUGUGCGCGUGACAGUAAUUUACGUAUUUGAAAAUGGACAUGAUUUAUGUAUGUUAUUAACAUUUUAAAGUAAAAAAUUCGUUGGUUUACCAGAAUGGCUUUGGAGUAACUUAUUUUUAGUCAGGAUAUACGGCAUGCUCGUCAUAAAAUGGAUUUACUAUGGACUCGUCGUAAUGUCCAGCUAGCAAAGCUCCUUCUGAUUCUUCACUUUUCACUUCUAGUCACAUCCUGCAAGGUAGAACUCAACAACAGUGAGGAAGAUGACCUAGAUCAAGAACUUAAAAACUAUGUAGACAGUGUAUUUAGUGUUAGUGAAAUAAGUAUAGUGCCAGGAGUUAAGAUAGAAGAAAUAAAACAUGUUCCUGAAGAGAAUCGGACAUUUACGGAAAGUUGUGAUAACGCACGUAGCCUGCAAACUUUGCAGGAGUAUGUGGACAAAAAAAUUGAACAGUUCUCAGCAAAGCAUUUGCUUUCUAUAAGCUUACCAGAGACUGCGAGGUUCUUCUCUUCAGGUAUUUUGAACCUAAGUGAGCCCAAUAAAGGGGACUCUGGCAAGAGUUCUUUUUUGGCCGGCUUCGGUAUGGGUUUUCUAGCUUUCGGACUGAAGAAACUAUUGCUGCCAUUCUUUAUAGGUGCCCAAUUAAUCAAGAGCGUCUUGAUUGCUAUGUUCCUGCCGUCGAUUUUGGGAGGACUUGGAAAAAUCGUCGGUAAAGGACUCUCUACGUUUUCCGGAAUAUCUGGUGCUUCGACUGGACUCAAUCAGCACCAGCAGCAGAUUGAGGAUUUCGAGUUUAAAGAUGUAGGUCCUUACAAUAAUGAGAUCGGUGUGGGGCAUCAAUUCAACGCGGAAGCUGCAGCAACGAAUCAGUUGGCAGAAGUGGAUUCCAGUACGUCUGGUAAUGAUAAUAGAUUAGGAAACUCAGCUAACCAAAGAAUCGCUUUUGUGUCACCUCAAAGUGAUAACUACUAUCUAAGAAGACCGAACCGUAAAACCGAUUAUAAGGUUUUCCACAAAAUACCAUCGUCUUCCCUUCUUCUCACCAGUUACGAUCCCUUUUAUAGUCCUCUUCUCUCCCGAUUGGACGCUAUUUUUCAACAACUUGGCCUCGGGACCGAUAAGUCUCCUGGGACGGAAAGAUGUCGAGAACGCCUGGUGUGCAUGAUGUACGCUAAUCCGACCAAAUACGCACCCUACAGCAAUCUGGUUUCGGCACAGCUCAGCAGGGAACUUAACGAACUUCGGAAACCAUCUAGCGACAAUCCAGAUAUUCUUCGGUUUUUCCGUUACAUGAAAGCUGCCAAAGAUGGACAGGAUGGCGAAGAGUGUCACGCCCAUGGCGGAUGUCCAUCUUUAACUACCCACAAAGCUAGUCCAGCGAUGCUCACUACUUAUAACGAUAUAAAUAAGCUAGUUCUAGCGAGAAAUCUGAAAUAGUGUUUCAAACGUAGCAUUCUUUAGCCAUAUUUACUUUGUAGUAAUGCUUUUAGAAGCAGAAAGGACAUAUUUUUUGAUAAAACAAACCAAAUAUUUUAAA
This is a messenger RNA of Diabrotica virgifera virgifera (western corn rootworm), 1610 nucleotides long. RefSeq lists its product as uncharacterized. NCBI's taxonomy places the organism in Eukaryota, Metazoa, Arthropoda, Insecta, Coleoptera, Chrysomelidae. The record is from RefSeq and is a predicted model, not a curated record. The transcript is spliced from 6 exons. The coding region runs from base 224 to 1510 and encodes 428 amino acids.